AUUAAAUCAAUAAUACAUGAUUUUAAUACAAAUUUGAAAAUUACAGAACCAAUAACGCCAGAUUUAAUUCGGAUUUUCAAAUCCAUUAAAAUACAACAACCAAUAACUCAUAUCUCACUUAAAAAUCUCUCCAACCAGAAUAGUGAAAUUAGUCUUACCCAAUCAAUCGAUUCUAAUGUCUUUUUGUUACAUUUUAUUUUACUAUUUAUAAUCUUCGAGGCCUAUUUAAUUAAUUAAAAUUUUAAAACAAGCUAGUGAUGGAGAGAGAGAAGUUAGUUGGAAGCCAAGUCUUCUGUCUCUUCUGUUGUAUCUCUCCCCUCUAAAAAGAAACGGGCGGCGAAGUGAAAUCUAUCUAUCUAUUUCCUUUCCUUCACAUUAACGUUUUCAUCGGAAGAUCUAGCCUGAAAGUUUUCUCCGACAUCAGAUCUCUAACGAGUCAAAUCUCGACCUUACCUUCUUUUUCAGUGAAGAUGGAAGCUAGUGACGGGAUGGAGAUGAAUAAUCUGGAAAGAGAGUAUAUAAGGAGGCAGCACCAUAAGCAUGAGCUUGUGGAGAAUCAGUGUAGCUCUACGCUUGUUAAACACAUCCAAGCUCCUGUUCAUAUCGUGUGGUCACUUGUGAGAAGAUUCGAUCAGCCACAGAAGUACAAGCCAUUUAUAAGUAGAUGUGUUGUGAAAGGAGACAUGGAGAUUGGUACUGUACGAGAAAUUGAUGUGAAGUCAGGGUUACCUGCAACUAGAAGCACCGAGAGGUUGGAGUUGCUUGAUGACAAUGAGCAUAUUCUCAGCAUCAGGAUCGUUGGUGGUGAUCACAGGCUCAAGAACUAUUCUUCGAUUAUCUCUCUUCACCCUGAGAGGAUAGAAGGAGGAAGAAUGGGGACACUUGUGAUCGAGUCUUUUGCGGUGGAUGUACCUGAAGGGAACACAAAGGAUGAAACUUGUUACUUUGUGGAGGCUCUUAUCAAAUGCAAUCUUAAAUCUUUAGCUGAUAUCUCCCAACGUCUUGCCGUUCAAGACACAACAGGAGGUUCCCCAUGAACAGAGAGAUUUGGUUGCCGUUGGAUGAAGCUUUCAAAGGGAAAAGAGAGAGAAAGUCUCUUUGAGGAUGAUGGACAAGGCAAAUAAUAAUCUACUAUCAUUUAUUGUUACAUAAUAAGUCCUUUAUUUUUUGUCCAAAAAAAAAUAAGUCCUUUAUUUAACUUUUUUUUAUUUUGUUAAUUUGAUGAAUGUUUUUGGUUUCUUCUCUAAAGAAGUUUUUGGUUUCUUCUCUAAAGAACCAAAUAUGAUUUUGGAGUUUUGCA
This is a messenger RNA of Brassica napus (rape), 1300 nucleotides long. Its product is annotated as abscisic acid receptor PYL8-like. Gene Ontology annotation, cellular component: nucleus; cytoplasm. The record is from RefSeq and is a predicted model, not a curated record. The coding region runs from base 471 to 1037 and encodes 188 amino acids. Gene Ontology annotation, biological process: abscisic acid-activated signaling pathway. Lineage: Eukaryota; Viridiplantae; Streptophyta; Magnoliopsida; Brassicales; Brassicaceae. Gene Ontology annotation, molecular function: protein phosphatase inhibitor activity; signaling receptor activity; abscisic acid binding. The transcript is spliced from 3 exons.